This is a messenger RNA of Ictalurus punctatus (channel catfish), 2113 nucleotides long. Its product is annotated as proteinase-activated receptor 2. Gene Ontology annotation, cellular component: membrane. NCBI's taxonomy places the organism in Eukaryota, Metazoa, Chordata, Actinopteri, Siluriformes, Ictaluridae. The transcript has 2 exons. The record is from RefSeq and is a predicted model, not a curated record. Gene Ontology annotation, biological process: thrombin-activated receptor signaling pathway; blood coagulation; phospholipase C-activating G protein-coupled receptor signaling pathway. Gene Ontology annotation, molecular function: thrombin-activated receptor activity. Bases 187 to 1350 code for a protein of 387 amino acids.
UGGCGUGGGCGUGACCUGCUGGAGCUUCUGAUAUAUCCACGCAGGAGUUUAAAGUACAAGGCGAGCUGGUCAUUCUCACGGUUAGUUUGUUUUGGUCCCUCGGGACUCAACUCGGGAAGCUGCAGUAGUCUUUUCUUAUUUAAUAUUAUUUUUUUUACUAGAGUUAUUAUCUUAAAGUAGUGCAUCAUGUCUGCAGUUGCAUUCCCGCGUUUGCUGGUGUUUUUCGCCUGUAUUUCGUCGUCAGCAAUCCAUGGCCAAAAGCGAGGUUUUAUUGGGCUUCAGGAUUCGGACUCGGUCUACGUUGACUCGGUUACAGAAAGCACGUUAAAGAGUGGCCUGACCACCGUUUUCUUUUCUGUCGUCUACAUUUUGGUGUUUGCUGUGGGUCUCCCAGGCAAUGCCAUAGCAAUUUGGGUCUUUGUCUUCAGAUCAAAAAAGAUCCACCCAUCGGCCAUUUACAUGGCCAACCUCGCCCUUGCUGACUUGCUGUUUGUCAUCUGGAUCCCGCUAAAGAUUGCCUACCACGUCAAUGGCAACAACUGGACUUUUGGAGAGGAGAUGUGUAAAGUUAUGGUGAGCUUCUUCUAUGGGAACAUGUACUGUUCUAUCCUGUUCAUUACCUGUUUGAGUGUGCAGCGAUACUGGGUGGUGGCUCAUCCACUCACCCAGCAGAGGACGAACAAUAGACUGGCUAUUGUUGUAUCAAUAAGCAUCUGGGCUUUUAUCUGUAUCAGUACCACACCGCUGUUCCUGUACCAGCAAACGGCCAAACUCUCCGGGCUUAACAUAACCACUUGCCACGAUGUCAAUGUUAUCUCAAAGGAAAACAUGGAGGGGAAAAACACCUUUCUGGAUAUACAGAAGCCAUUCUAUUACUUCAUGGUGAUGGCGGGGUUGGGUUUCUUCAUACCGUGUGUGAUUAUUAUCACAGCGUACGUCAUGAUGAUGCGCAAACUGGGACAUUCCACUAUGAAUGGAAGCAGCGCUAACAAGAACCGUCACCGGGCCAUUGUUCUCAUCAUUACAGUUCUCGUUACGUUCCUGGUCUGUUUUAUUCCUAGCAACGUGAUGCUGGUGGUGCAUUACGCUCUCCUGGGGAGGGGAAUUGCUAACAAUGGAUAUGGCUUCUACAUCACCACCUUGUGCUUGGCCAGCCUCAACAGCUGCCUGGAUCCCUUUUUGUACUAUUUUGUGUCAGAGGAGUUCCGGUCACAUGUGAAGAACACAUUCCUGUGUCGAAGCAGCCGGACUGUGGAGAGGAUGAGAGUCUCCUUCAGUUCGCUGAAGUAUUCCAAGAAGAGUAAUACUUACACAACGGGCACAAGCCAUACAGAUAGCAGUACACUCUAAGAGCUUCAAUAUAGACUACAUUUAAAACGAGAAUUUUUUUUUUUUUUAAAGAUUACCUAGGCUGACUGAAUUAUUAUUUUAUUAGAGUCUGUUUGGAUUAAUAUUUAGACUUUCUCAGGUAGCAAAAAUCCACAUAGGUGGAUUCACCUUUGUAGGAAAGAAGCCAUGCUUUCAUUUACUGUGUGUGUAUAAAAGAAAGGGUGUGUGUGUGUGUGUGUGUGUGAUUUAUAUACUGGAAAUGUUACUUUGUGUCAAAAACAAGGACAGAAUCACAGACUGAAACUUGACACAAAUAUCUCCAAGGUGCAGCUGGUUAAGUUUGGGAUAUUGUUUUUUUUUGUUUUUUUGUUUUUUUUUUAAAUCUAAAUGUAAAAUGUGAAUGUUUUCUGAUUCUAAUAGACUGGAGCAGUCAUUUGAGUUUGCUUUGUUCUUUGACGCCAUGUUUGGUGGUCAUGUUUUUGUAAGUGUCCACUGAAACCUCAGAUUUUAUUGUUGUUUUAUCAUGUGUGGUGAUUUUUGUGCCAGACGCUCACGAAGAAUAACUAUUUCCAAAGCACCGUUUUUAAAAUAGUCUUUAAAUUAAGUUUGGCUUCAGGACCGCUACAACCACAGGCAAAAUAUGCAAAGAGUGUAUAUAAAGAGCUAGACCUGUGAAUGAUGGUACUGACUCCUUGUUUUAAAUCGACGUCCCAAUUAAAACCACAGGCACAUUCAUUUUUGUAUAUAUUUAUGUAAUGUCACUUAAUAAAUGUUUUGUAUGUUA